This is a messenger RNA of Linum trigynum, 5633 nucleotides long. The record is from the annotation of a GenBank genome assembly. Lineage: Eukaryota; Viridiplantae; Streptophyta; Magnoliopsida; Malpighiales; Linaceae.
CUUUUCCCAGAAAUGGGCCUAGUUAAAUGGACGUGCCGAAAUGUCUUAACGUAGAUAGCCCAAUCCAAUCCCAACAUUAUGAUCGAAAAUUUCAGAAGAAUAAAUUACACCCGAACCGAACCGAACAGGUAAAAAUUAAAAAAGGAAAAGGAGACGAGAGAAAACAGAAGAGAAGGGUUUCUCCUGCAAACGUCUUCUCUCCUAUCGAAGCUUUCAUUGAUUCGAUUACUGUAAGCUCUGCUCAUCCCGGUACCCCAUCCCUCAACGUUUCCCGCCCUCUUCUUCUUUUCGUUCCUAAGAAACCUCGCAAUCUUCCAAUUAGGCCGAGAGCGGAGCCUGAGGGUUUUUGUUGAGAAGGAAAGAUGGUGAAGACGACAAAGGGAGGCAAAGUUAUGAACCCUACGGAUGCCUACCGUAAGGAGCUCCGUAAGAAGGAAUUGAAACGGGCAAGUUUAUCCAUUCCCUUGCCCUGUCUCUGAUUUUGUAUGGUCGUGUUUCAGAGACUCUCAAGUGUUUGCUUCCAAUUUGUGAAUUGAGAGCUGAAUGCUUUUGGUUUCUGCCUUUCUGGGAAUUGGGAAUUUUUUUGAAUUGCUGUUUAGCUGUAGUUAAUAGCCCAUGAUUCCAUCAACCCAAGCUUGGAGCUCCCUUAACCUUUCCAGUGCUCUCAUUUUUCUGCUUAGUUAUUCGGAAUUGGACAAGCAUCUAUGUCUCUAAUUGAAUUAUCCAUCUGUUUAGUUGAUCUAGAGGUGUUAGUACUAUGUGUUGCUUCCCACAGUUUGAGUUCGAGAUGUACAUUGUAAUAGAAAAUGGAGAUAGCCAAGAGAGAAAGAAUGUUGUAAUAUUUAUUGUACUUUAGAUUUUGAAGAGUGGAUCAGAAGUUGGGGUAAUAACUUCUCCUGUUCGGAAAAUAAGAUCAGUGUUCUGCAGUUCAGGUCUCGAGACGCUUUAACUUUGGUCAUCUGAUAAAUUGAUGGCAGGGCCGUAUGCUUAGACUUGGAUGAGUGCAGUUCACUUGUCCCUUAGUAUAUGGUUUGCUGGAUUGUCAUCAAUUAGUUUCAAUCAUAAUAUAUGGUCAUGCUGCUUAUCUGGUUCUUGUUUCGAUGUUCUUAAAUCCAAUGUUCGCUAGAAAUCAUAGAAUCUUAUGCACUUUCUGGGAUUUGUUAAUUAACUUCCAACGUUCUUGUUCCUGCUUUGUGCAGAACAAGAAAGAAAGGAAGAAAGUAAGAGAGGUUGGCAUUUUGAAAAAAGAUCCUGUUGUCAUCAAGGAUCAGAUACAGAAACUGGAAAUGAUGAGUAAGUGCUUCUCAUGUCGACAUUUUUCUUGCUUCUUUCUUCAUAGCUCUUUGAAUUAGGGUAAUGUCCUGUUGUCGGAGGAGAACUUCGAUGGUUUUUGUUUUAUGUUGGUUAUAGAUUUAUAUGCAACUGUGUAUUAUCACAUGCGGUGCUGAGUUGAUCCUGUCAUCUUUGUCUGCAGUAACUUACAUUCUCAUUGCCCUUGUUUUCUUUCUUCUCUGCUGAUUUAGCUUCUUCUACUAUUAUGCAGAGGCUGAUGGUGCACUGGACAAAGCAAGAAAGCACAAGAAGAGGCAACUUGAGGAUACACUUAAUCUUGUGAUGAAGAAGCGAAAGGUAUUUUCUACUGUUUCAUGUUUUUGUCAACUCCAUUCACUUGCAUGUCUUUAGAUAUCUGGUCAAGCACUUUCCAGGAAGUGAUACCCGUUUAUUAAGAAGUAUAGAAAAGUUAUAGCAGGCUUUGUAGAAGUGAUAUAUUCCUUCCGCAAUGUGCUUGCAUAUGCAUCUUUCUUUUUCUAUUAGCUUUGAUCUACUUUUUUAUUAGCAUACCUGUAAGCCUAAGACCAAAAGCAAAGGUUAUGGUAUAUGAUUAGUAUUCCAUUUUGAAGAUGAUCACUACCUGGUGAAAAGUUCUAUUUUCUGUCUUUAUGGGAACGAUGAGUAUUCCAUCUUAAAAAUGAUCUCUAGCUUUAAGCUUCUCGAACUUCCAUAACAUUUUCAAAUAGAAGAUACCACUGAUGAUUCCCUUGGAGCCCAUGAGGUUUUUGGAAUCUGCCUGAGGGAGCUGUCAUAUAAUUUAGCUUGCUAACAAAAACAAGUCUUUCAUAUUCUUCUAGCAUAUAACUCUGAGGAUGAUCUAAGUAUUCUUUGAUUGUUUUAUGGCUUCAGAUACUGCCAUCAAGUUUAUUUGUAGGGAACUGGUAUGCUAUCCCUCACAAAGUCUUAAGGACUGAAAGAUCCUGAAACCUGAAAUGUAGGGCUGUUAACGAAGAAUAAUAUUUAAGCUUUAUUUAAUGAUAUUGAACUAUAAAAUGUUUUCUUGGGUUACUACACUUGGGUGAUAAUCAGUUUUUCCGCUCCCAUCUUUAGGAAUAUACCGACAAGAUGAAGGAAAAGGGUGAGACUCCUGUUAUGUUCAGUCAUCUGGGACCUCCUCGACGAAGAACAUCUGCAGAAGAGGAAGAGAGAGCUAAGCACCCACAGCCUGAGGACUCUGUGUACUACCAUCCUACCCUAAAUCCCACUGGGGCUCCACCACCUGGAAAACCUCCCAUGUACAAAUCGUCGAUAGGUCCUCGGAUUCCGUUAUCUGCCGGGUCAACCUCUGGUGCGUCAUCUUCACAGACAGAGUCUGAGGAUGGUGCUCUGGGAGUACCUCCACCUCCAUUGCCUCCGCCUCCUCCUUUGCCAGAAUCUGGUGAUGUGGGUUCAGGGGAUGGUUCUGUGGUACCUACCACAUCUAUGCCUCUAGCAGCGCCUCCACCAGAACCUCCUGCACCAAGCUUGGGUAUGUCAUUGCCUCCACUACCUUUGCCACCACCACCUCCUGGUCCGCCUCCGCAAAAAGACCAUAUUACAAGUUUUGCAUCAUUUCAGCCGCCACCUCCUGGCACUAAUAAUGACAAUGAGAAUGAGAAAGAUUCAUCCACAUUGGCAGAUGACUCUUCAUCAAAGGAGAAUGUUCAGGUGCCCAUUCUCCCACCUCCACCUGGAAUGCCUAUGAAGUUGACCAUCCAUCAGUUUGAAGGCGAUAAUUCAUCUGAAUCUGAUCCCAGUGUUCCUCCGUCAGCCAUUGAUGCAACAAAGAUGGUUCCCCCUCCCCCGCCUCCACCUAGGCAACAGCCCCUACUGCCUGGACCACCACCCAUGAUCCAAAGCAUACAGCCUGAUUUUCUACCACCUGCAAUGGCAAGAUUUCCACCCCCUCCACCUCCACCAGGUAUGCGGCCACCUCUAGCAGCUCCUGGGCUUCCUGGCCCUCCAGUAGGGAUGGUCCCAAUGAUGCCAAGACCGCCGUAUGGUCCACCACCUGGACCUCCCCCAAUGAUGAGGCCACCACUGCCUCCGGGCCCUCCUCCCGGUAUGAUGCUAGAAGACGGCGUAGGUAGUAGGUUUGUUGCUCCCCAGAAACCAUCUUAUGUGAAAUCCGCUGCAUCUACUGUUGUGAAAAGGCCGCUGGCACAACACACCCCAGAACUUACAGCCAUGGUUCCUGCAUCUGUGAGAGUCAGGAGAGAAACAGCUGCUGUCGCGAAACCGAAACCAAAGGUGACGACGCCCUCAGCUGUUACAAUGUCAACGAGGCCUGUAGUUUCUACUGUAUUAAAGCCUGAACCACCUUCAGCAGCAGCAGCAGGAGUUGCGCCUAAAGGCAAGAGCGUUGAUGACUCGUACUCAGCCUUUUUGGAAGACAUGAAGGCACUUGGGGCGCUUGAUAGUUGAUCCGACGCAGCCUAAAGAGAGAUCGAUUCGCUGCUGUCAACUGGAACAGUUGCACUCCUCUGGCUGUGUAGGGAAAACAGUUGAAGGUCCCGAUGAGCAAAAAGGCUUUGUCCACUUCGAACUCAGGAACUUUUCGAUUCUGCUGCCAUCAUGUCAGAAUCUGACAGUCAGAUGCCUUGGUUCUAGCUAUCUAAUAUGGUUGAACUGUGUGUGUUCGGUUGUAGGUUUAGAUGGGUAUGUGGACCUUGUAAAAGUGAUUCGUUCCUGGGUUCCUUCAAUCGAAUUGACAGUAGGAGGAUAUAUCAUAUAUGUAUCCAAUGAGGGCUAAAAAUCUAUUUUUAAGAUAUUUUACAAAUCUUACAUAUAAAAUAAUUCUACAUAAUUUUGAGACUUUAAUGGACUACAACUUUUUCUGGCAUUAACAUGGCUAGUCGGAAGAGAAAUAUGAAACAAGAAAUAGUCCGUCCGACGACGGACGGCCGGGUGAAAUGCUAGUUAGUUGAUUUUCACGGAGGAAUUAUCUCACCGACUCACCGUGCCGUUUUCUCUAAUCAUAAAAAGCAAACACAUAAUCCAAUUUAGUGUUCGCAUUUCCCAUUCGCCGUCUACAACAUUGAUUAAUGAUUAGUAAUUCUAAAACCAUCACUCAGGAAUUAGUGCUGGUAAUACACAAUGUUAUGAAAAACCGGGCCGGGCCGGCCGGUCAGACCGGAGAAAACCGGACCCGGCCACAAGUCCGUUCCCCGAAGAAUGAAAAUGGGCGGGCUGUAUGCAUCCGCUUAUAUUUUCACUUUUCAGGUAAAAUAGACAAGCGCCUUACUUUUAUUUUUUGUUUCCUUCCGUUUCAACAGACAAUUAAUAAAUGAAGCAAGCCACUAGCCAGCCGAAUUUUGACCUUAUUUUAUUCCUAUUUUUUCUUUUAUUUCUUCUUAUUUGAGAGUCAAUCUCCGGUUUAUGUCCGGUUUGUAGUAUCGGUUAAUCAUCGAUUAUUCGAUAAACCUUGAAUCUCUAGUUAAUCCGGAUCGAUAUCCGGUUUGAUUUUAACAACACUGGUAAUUCACCGCCUCAUGCAACUAGCAUCCGUAUGACCAUAUACUCAGUGGUUAGGGGUGGGCAACGGGAAACGGGUAUUUGAGUAUACCCGUACCCGUCCCAUUUUUUAAGGGUUACGGGUACCCAUAUUACCCGUAAUAUUUUAAACGGAUGGGACUUGGGAUUGUACAGUCCUAAUAUGGGUACCCGCGGGUUACCCGUGAAUACCCGUUUGGGUAAUAUGGGUACCCGUUGUACCCAUUCAAAUUACAAAGACAUAUAAUUCAGCCCAUGCGCCCAGGCCCAACCCAAUUCAAAAUCCAUUAAAAUUACAAAAUCCAUUUAAUUCAGCCCGUGAGAGUUGAGACGCUGACGCACCCCUAGGCCCUAGAAGACGCGAGACACGCGACGGCAGGCGGCAGCUUCUCUGGAAUUUGGAAAGGUUUGUCUCUGUCUUGUCCCUGGCUGGAGGAGUCGUCUUCGCGGGACGAGAGAGAAGAGACGAAAGGUCGAAACCUAGCUCGCCUCGGGCCUCGGUGCCUCCUUCAUUCACCGCCGCCGCCGCCUCUGAGUGCGUGACUAAUUGUUUUUAGGUAAAAUGUCAUUUAAACUUUGGGUAUUUAUGGGUAGUAUGGGUACCCGUUAUCCGUGCCAUACGGGUAAUGGGUACCCGUUUCCCAUAUGGGUUUGGGAUAUGGGAUGGACUUUGAUCUCCAAAUGGGACUGGGUACCCGUUUAAAACGGGACGGGUAUCCCGUCCCAUCCCGUUGCCCACCCCUACCAGUGGCGGAGCCAGAAAAUUGGCCAAGGGGGUGUCUUUAUCAUAUCAUAAAAAAUCACCUAUACAAUAGAAAAGUCAACUUUAA